Messenger RNA from Biomphalaria glabrata, 5618 nucleotides. RefSeq lists its product as uncharacterized. Gene Ontology annotation, biological process: proteolysis. Lineage: Eukaryota; Metazoa; Mollusca; Gastropoda; Planorbidae. The record is from RefSeq and is a predicted model, not a curated record. Gene Ontology annotation, molecular function: metalloendopeptidase activity. Bases 150 to 2384 code for a protein of 744 amino acids. The transcript is spliced from 18 exons.
AUAAAUGCGACAGACCCAUUAUGACUUUUCAUGUAACCUGCCAUUUUAUAGUCAUGGUAUCUUGAUAAAAACUGAUUCGCAUCUCCCUCGUGGUUGCUAAUUGUUGUUUUGCAGUGUACUAGAUUGGAAUAAAGAAAACUUUCUGAAGAAUGCAUUUUAUUAUUCUAAUUAUCUCUGUCGCCAUCAAUCAAAUCUCAAGUACUGAAGUUAUUUUCCAAUAUGAGGCGAGUGACGUCACAGGGGAUCUAAUGCCCGACGAGGUCAAUGUGACUUUCAGCACAGAAACGAAGUCUCUAACCAAACUCAAUCUCAGGCGAUCGCGGCAUUUCGACCUUGACAUUCCCCUUUAUACUCUCGACACAGACCAGGAAGGAUUUUUCCAAAAGCAAAAAGUGACAACCAAAGCCAGAAAGGAUCUAGGCUUCUACCAGGAUAUUGACAACAAGGCGGUGUUCCGAAUUGAAAAGUCACCAGAGAAAACGGCAAACAAAAAAUCAAAAUAUCAUCUGAAAGGUGAAUUUCACGUCGUCAACUCCAAAUACUUUUUCAACUCAGAGAAAAAGACUCCUAAAAAGUCUUGGAAAAACAAGUCCCUCAAACGUUUUCUCAAUUCCACAACGACUGCACCAACGACAUCUGAUGCCACGUCAAUAUUUGAGGAGUUUGUCUAUACUUUAGAAUCACAGAAUAUCACAACUUUUGAUAUGUUUGACGCACGAAUACCUCCACCAGAAGUAAAGAAGACUGCUAGAAGGAAAGUCUUUAACAGCACUGGUCAAAACUACAACCGGUCAGCAUCAUGGUCAGCCCGACAGAGCAGACCACGCCGCGAGGCAGUACUGGACAUCUACUUGGACUUGGUGGCGGUGAUUGACUACAAAUUGUAUUCCAAGUAUUUAGCUCUAGCUAACUACAACAGCCCCACGGCGUUACAGGGUAUUCUAGAGCACUAUGCCUUUGUGUUUAGCGGAAUUGACAUGCUCUAUCAAGGUAUCAAAAGUUCAGAAUAUUCCAUUCAUGUUCGUCUGUGUAAAGUAUACGUACUCCAGACAUCCAGUGCUGCAAGUUUUAUUGAGUCAAUCGCUUCGUACGGAGAGCUGAAGGCAGACACAGCGCUUGAUGUCCUCGGGAAGUUCUCCGCAGGUGCUGGGCGUAGCAACGUCGGAAGCUAUGAUCACGUGAUGUUGUUUACUGGUUAUGAUCUCUAUGCACUGGAUACUUGGUAUAGUAAAAACUACAACGUUGUAGGCAUCGCUAAUAUCGGAACAAUGUGUCGAACAGACGGGACAAGUUGCUCUGUGAUAGAAGAUCGUAAAGGCUACUCCACAAUAGAUACGGCAACACAUGAGCUGGGACAUAGCCUGUCAGCGGAACACGAUGGAGUCAACAAUUUCUGCUCCUUCUCACAAAGAUAUAUCAUGGCUGCAUCCAACAGUAAAGAAACCUACGAGACAGAGUAUAACCCAUGGCGAUUCUCUUCCUGCAGCAUCAGCUACUUCACACGUUUUUUGCACAGAACUGUGGACACCAGCCGAGGACACACUUGUUUGACAUACUCAAUGAAGGCCUCCACAGACAUUCCAGAUGUAUCUGAUAAACUGUUGGGUCAGUUGAUCAAACCUGAUCAACAGUGUCAACAGAUGUACGGAAUUUCAUCCAGUUACUGUAGGGGUGUGGGAGAAGUUACCAUUGCUGACAUCUGUCGCUCAAUGUAUUGUGUAAAUCCAUCGAACACAGAUUUGUGUUACCACGAGGCAGCACUUAUGGGGACAUCCUGUGGAGAUGGGAAGAUCUGUAUCAAUGGACAAUGUGUCAGAGACCCAUACGCUCCUCAAGUUGAUGAGAAAUGUAUAUUUGGAGACACCCCAGACAAUACCUGCUAUUCGAUGGUUCAUGAUUUUAUAGGCAACUGUUACGACUCGGACUAUUAUGUACAGUGCUGUGCCUCCUGUAACAAUGUUUCUAGACCAGUAAGAGGUUGUGAAUAUGGGGACAAAGAUCAGAAUUGUAAAACAUAUUCCUGCUCAUUGAAUAGAGAGAUUUGCUGUGGUACCUGUAAUUAUGGUACACCAUAUACUCCAACCACUAGCACAAGAAGAACCACACCCAUGAGAACAGUCACUUCAACUCAAGUUGUCUACCAGCAGUUUGGUGCGACAAGUCAACGGUCGUCAACAUCAUUGCUAAGCAGUUCUUUCGGUUGUGUAAUAGGAGAGCCGAAUUUACGUCCAGAGUUAUGCACUAGCCCAGGUAUCUGCCAUACACAGCCACUCAUGUGCUGUGAUUAUUGCAGGGAUCAUUACAGUGCUGCAACCAUUCUCCCAAUUUACGAUAUUUUAACGUAUUGUUAUUUUUACAUUACAUUAUAUGUUCUUUACAACUAAUCAAAUGAAUACUAGAUAGAUCUAGCAGUCUAGUGAUAUUGAAUAGCCUAUCUCGUUUUUUUUUUUUAAUAACAAUCUAGCCAUAUAUAUUUUGUAUAUAUAGUAUAUUGUGGGAAGCGUGGUCGAGAGGCUAAAUGCUUGAACUUGGCUUGUCUUGGCUACCUAGAACAGGGCUCGAGGUUCGACACCCGACUCGGGCAGAGUUGCGUUUACUGAGCGCCUAAAGGCAGCACGGAAAAAACAACUCCCAGAUACCCCCUCCCCCCCCCCCCCCACCGGUCCACAAAUGAGAUUGGACCAAAGCGCUCUGAGCAUGCUAUAAGCAUGAAUGUAGCGCUAUAUAAAAGCUAUAAUAUAUAUAUAUAUAUAUUUAUUAUUUUAGCAUAACACUAAAUUUAGAGCUAGAUUGACAAAGUGUGUUCCAAUUAAUUAGAACUUUUUCGUACUGUUUAUAAAAUAGCUUUAAUUAAGUUAAAACCAUAGACUUAUAUAUACACUACUCUAGACUGGACAUGGAGAUUUUUUAGCGCUACAAAAAAUGAGAAAAUUUUUUAGAAAGUUGGAUCAAGGCGUUGUUUUGUAAAGUAGUUAAAAGAAGUAAGGUUGCUUCUUUUUUUUCAACCCUAACCUAUGUAACAUAGAAUUUAAUUUUUAAAUCUAGAUCUAGUAAUUGAACAUCAAAAAUAAGAGUACUCUCGUGUCAUAAUUCUCCAUGUCCAGUCUAAAGUAGUAUAUAUAAGUAUAUGGUUAAAACGUAUUAGCAAGCAAAGUAUAAAAAUAAUGUAAAAAAAAACAACUUUUAUUUCUCAUUACUGCAAGAUUUGUCUUCCUUUUUCAAUAUAAAAAAUUAAUUAUUUACCGCUAACUAAUUUAACUAAUUAGGUAAUUUUCGGUUGAUUCGUCUGUUGUCAUGAACAAUGAAUCAUUCUUCAAAGUUUCAACUUUAUCCGAGAAUGGGAAGUGGGAGAAAUGACGUGUCUAAGAUUUGACAGAGUGAAUUGAUAUAAGCUUUGUAUAAAAUAUCUCUCUACCAUUAUGUGCAGGCGUACUGCUCAACGUCACACAACGUGACAUUCAUUCAUUUAUCACGGCGUCCCCGCUGCGGGUAAGAAGAGGACACCGUGCCUCAUAUUCUGUUUGACUGCCCCAGACUUACUGAUCUCCGCCUCGACAGGUCUGGGAAACCCAAAAUUCUCGACCUGUAUGGUGACAUGUUUACACUACUCAAACAGCAGGGAUCUAUCCAGGGCUCUUGCAAUAGAGGCUCAAGAAACAUAAAAUAUUUUUUUUUCGCGAAUCCAUGUUUAGUCAUGUAUGUAAAUUAGACAAAUUAAAUAUUCGUACCUUGCGUCUUAUUGUUAAGCUUGACAAAGAUAAAGGCGCAUUCCUCGUCCUAUAUGCUGGGACAAAUUUGUACAAAUACUCCUUCUUCCCUAGUGCUAUUAGAGCAUGGAAUGGGUUGCCUGAGCUAGCCAGGAAAACCAGUGGCUUGGCAGAAUUUAAGUCAUCGGUUAACAUGCAUGACUAGAUGCAUGUGCAUGACGCGUAGGACGUAACCAUCAUAUUUUUUUGAAGUAAUGUCUGUAUUAUAUAAGAUAAGCUAAGAAGACUGCACAUUCCGUCCAUAAAAAUGUCCACAUGUCAAGCUAGGAGUGGGAGUUGGUGUCUUAUAAAAAAGGAAACAAGGUAAGAUAAAGUGGUCGUUGGUCAUUUCAAGUUUUAUCGGUCAUUGUUGAUCAUUCAUUUUAUUAGUAGCUCUUUGUCAGUCAAGAUACUUCGGUAUUGUUGAGAUGGAUGAUUACAUCUAGUUGAAGGUAGUGUAGAUAAUGUUUGAUUAUUUGUAGAUUUGAUGUUAUAUGCGAGUUCGUAAUAUCAACCUCCAACAGAACAAAACCAGUAAAUAAUGAAGAAAUCCAAUUCUUUACUAAAACAACAGUUUAUUACAGAAUAAGGACACAGUCUACUUCAGCGGUUCUCAACCUUUUAUACUCGGCGACCCCUUUUUACAAUCCCCUGUCUGAGGCGACUCCCCCCCCUCUCCCGCACCAUUUUUUCAAUGGUCUUAGGCGACCCCUGGCAAAUCGUCAAUCGACCCCCAAGGGGGUCGCGAUCCACAGGUUGAGAACCCCUGGUCUACGUCGUAUCUAUACUACAAGCGGGUCUCCUUCGUCCUCACUAAGGAAAUACCCAAUGAAACUCAACUUCUACUCGUCUUUCUAUUGUGUCUCUACAGUAUGUCCAAGAUUUAGGCCUAUACAAGUGAUUAGAUUCGAUUUAAAUUAUUUCAUCGAUUGAUUGAUAUUAAAAUAUAAAUAUCAAAUAAUUUUAUUUUUUGAACAAAAUAAAAUUUAAUUUAAUUUUACAGUACUUAUUUUUGCGUUAUAGAAUGACAUGCUUUUAGAUAUUAGUAAUUUAUAAAUAUGUUUAUUUUGUAUCCAGUAUUUUUAUGAAUAAGGGAAUUUUGGUCGUAUUUUAUGAAUUAAGAAAUUUUGCUAGAAUCUUUAUGAAUAAGGGAAUUUUGGUAGUAUUGUUAUGAAAAAGUGGAUUGUUAUCAAAGCUUUUAAUAGAGUUGGGGCUUCCACAAAAACUCUGCCCCUGUGCCUCCACAUGAUUAAAUCCGGUCCCGCAGGGUACAUACAUGCAUGUUUACUGUAUUUUUAUACAGUCGUUCACCUUAUCAGCAGUAGAUACUUGUUUUUUUUUUAUUUUUUUAUUAUAUAUUAUAUAUGUUUAUGUAUAUUGUAUACGUAUUAUUAGUAUUGAGGGAUUUUAUGUUUCAUGUUUUAGAGAUAUGAAUUAAGUAUUGUUUAUGAUUUUUUAUAAUUAUUUUUUAAAAAUAGAUUUAAUGUGUCAUACGUAGAACUGUUUUUGAGUAUAUAUAUAUAUAUAUAUAUAUAUAUAUAUAUAUAUAUAUAUAUAUACUUGGUUAUGCUUGCCCUGGAUGUGGCAAAAUAUGUAGGUCACAGCUGGGGCUGCGCAGCCACGGGAAAUACUGUAUGCCUCACUAAUCUUCGGACUCGAAGACAAGCCUUAUUAUAUAUAUAUAUAUAUAUAUAUAUAUAUAUAUAUAUAUAUAUAUAUAUAUAUAUAUAUACGUUGGAUAUACAAUAUACAUAGCGUGUACAGGGUAGACUCAUUGUACAUUUCGUGAUAAUUAUAUAUUGUAAUAAAGAUAUUGUUGUUAAGUUAUUGUGAUACAGUUAUUGUUAUAAAGGUAUUGUAAUAAAGAUAUUG